AUGUUGGAGGCGAACGUCAACGAUGUACAAAGUAAAAGUAUCAAAUCUACUUUAACGUAUCAGAAAAUGUGUAUUUUAUUUAAUAAAUUACCAAGAAAUCGAAUUGAACAAGAUUCUAUUUUUUCAUCAAUCUAUACACGUCAAUAUUCAACGUUUGGCACAUCAAAUACGAUUAAUGAAACAUCUUAUAGACGUAUGUUGAAAACAAGCCAGUAUCAAUAUAAAAAACAAAUGUCAACACCUACUCGAUUAACUUGUGGUUCUACAUAUUUUUUGGGCAAUUAUGUCAUUACAACUGUCCCAUAUUUACAACUUUAUGCUAUUUCAACCAAGAUAACGGACAAAAACAGAUGUUUAUCAUCCCCAUCAACAAAUAACAUUUCUAACAGCCUAGUAUUCAUUGGAAAAGAUGAACAAUGCCGAUGUAAAUUAGAGUUGAGUGCCCGAGUGGAAUAUUGUGACAUUGACCAAACCUCAUCGAAAAGUAAUUUAGUACGAGAUGGUUUCAUUUUAGUAACGAAAGAUGCCAAAUUACUACUAUAUUCACUGAAUUUGGAGAAACGUUCGAAUAAUAUUAUUCAUUUGAAAUGUUCACCCUAUACAUUCACUUUUCGCGAUAACGCUUUUAUCCAUUGUGAUGAAAAACAUUUACUCAUAUUUCAUUGUCUUAUUAAACAAGUGACUAACACCGAACGUCAUCUAUUUUAUGUCCUAAAAACCUAUCCUAUGUGGUUAAGUUAUGCAUUCGUCAUUACAAAUAACAUAUUUAAUGAUCCUGUUCUUGGUAAAAUAACAAAUGUUUCAUUGACAACCGAAUUUCUUAUUGUUCAAUAUAAACGAAAAAUAUGUCAACUAUAUUCGUUAAAUGAAAUAUUAGAUAAAUUUACUCUAAAAUCAAGUUGUAUUGGACGGCCAUAUACAGAUUCACCAUUGUCUAUUGUCGGUUCAGAAAAAUAUGGUUUACCAUUAAACGUUGAAAUAACUUCAAAACCAACUAUGUUUUAUCAAUAUUAUUCAGAUAGAACUGAAUUUGAGUAUUGCCAUUCAUACCACUUUUUAACAUUAUUCGUUGUUAAUAAAACAUUCGUAAAUGAUUGUUAUUGUUUAUAUAAAAUUGAUAAAGAUUGUACAAUACCGACAAAUGGUUUAUUAAAACGAUCACUGUCAGAUAACAUGUGUUGUUUUCUUGAUACAAUUGAGGACGAUAUUAUUGAUAUUCGAGAAUGGAAUAUAAUUGUUUGGCGAAUAAAAGAGACUGAACAAGGAUAUGGUGUGUAUAAAUUAUAUACAAUUGAUGAUGAAACAACAUUACAACAGACAUCUCAACCAACAAUCACCCGAUUUGGACGAACGAUAAAACAUCGUGAAAAUGAAUAUAAUCAAUUAAAUGAGAAUCAACCGUUGAUACGUAGUUAUACUUUUGAUACGAUUGCUGAUAUACUUUGUGUGGUGUUUGAAUACGAUACAACAAUAGCUCUAAUUAAAUUGAUUGAACACCCAACGGGCAAAUGUUUACAAACAAUCAAAUAUCAAAAACAAUUAUCAACAAAUAGUUUAGUAAUAUCAAUGUAUCAUGAUCUAUUAGCAAUUCAAGAGAAAACUACUAAGCAUAUCUAUUUAAAUGUCUUCACAAUAUAUGAAAUAACGAGUAAAUACGAAGAACAAUUACAAGAGUUUGAAGCUCUCAGUUGUAUUUAUCCAGAGAAAAUUGAAGUCAUCUAUGAAAAUCCAUAUCCGAGGUUAAAAUUGUACAUCAAAUUGACACAUGAUACCAAUGGCAAUUCACACAAAUAUGGUGAAGUCGUAGAAGUGGACGAAUCAUUAUUUCAAAAUUUAAUUGAUCUCGAUUUAGAGGAUGAAACGUCUAUAAGUGGAAACGCUACCAAUUUAUCCGACUGA
Messenger RNA from Didymodactylos carnosus, 1899 nucleotides. NCBI's taxonomy places the organism in Eukaryota, Metazoa, Rotifera, Eurotatoria, Philodinida, Philodinidae. The record is from the annotation of a GenBank genome assembly.